AUGCUGGCGCUAGCUUUCUUGUCGACGGCAGCCGCCGACGUCAUUCCCAACUGGGGUGUUCAAGACGUCUGGGUGCACACAGCGACGUGGACUGCUGCCCACUGCCAGUGCUUUUGCGAACGUCUCUGCUCGCAUCCGACCGAGUAUCUCAAAACCAACCUCGUCUCGUCCGUGCUCGUGCCGCGCCUCACGAAUGGCUCGAUCCCACGCUGUGAUUUGGUGAGUGCGCCGUUUAGCCCAGCUGCCAUCCGCGCCGUUGGCCAAAGCAGCCUGCAAACGUACUAUCCGCUCGCGAUGAGCCGCGACCUUGACCACAUGUGGGACGCGAACUCGACCGAGCCCCGCUACGACGUGGGCAGCUUUGGGUACCCCUGUGGCGGUCUCCACGAAACGUCGUACCUCAAGACAGUUGUCCAGCUCGGCAAGUUCAUCCAGACGCCGUCGCUCCUCGUGUCGAGCAUUGGCCAAAACAUUACGACGCAGUCGAUCCGCGAUGCGUUCAAGAAGGAUCAAAACCUCGACGUCGUUUUGCUCUGCUCCAGCGGCGGCUUUGCCGAUGUUCUCACAUCGCGCCGCUGA
Molecule: messenger RNA, 579 nt
Organism: Saprolegnia diclina VS20
Lineage: Eukaryota; Oomycota; Saprolegniomycetes; Saprolegniales; Saprolegniaceae
Exons: 2
Coding region: 1-579 (192 amino acids)
Molecular function (GO): ribonuclease T2 activity; RNA binding
Source: RefSeq, a predicted model, not a curated record